UCCGUUUUUUCAUCUUUUUCAUCUUUUCAUUAUUUUUUUUCUUCCCGAUUUUUGUAUUGUCGCGAGCCUGUUCGGACGUCAGUUAUAAAAAUGAAACCGUCGUUCACCUUUCCUGUUUAAUCCCGAAUACAAAUUUUAUUCGAACUUGGCGACUCUUGUUAUAAUGGACAUUUUCUUUCCGGUUCGUCUUGUAACCAAUAACGGAACUUAAUGGGCCUUGUCGACUCGACAAAUAACAAACGUUCUGUAUGCAGAAAUGCGUCUUUCGAGUGCUUCAGUCUUCAGUGCUGCAGGGGAGAGGGAGAAGUCGGGUGCCACACCCCAUCCGUACACCUCCUUGUCGCCCUUUUAUUAGAAAUGCAAACUACCUGAAUUCUGUUAAUUCGCCAAAAACCUCUUCCUCGUUUAGUGUCACUCCUUAUAGCGAGGAGCACGUGAGAACCGCAAAUACAUCCCGAUUUUAAAUUGUUGAUGAAGGGUGAAAGAAUACGAUGGGUGGGAAACACUCUAAAAGAUCUGUUGAUAUAUCAACACCAUCUGCUGAAAAGGACGAUGUUUCUGAGAAAGUAGAAGGUGACAACAAAUUACAAAACGGCACCUUUCACAUUGAGGAGUUGAAUGAAAAGGAGGAGAAGCCCAAAGAUCAGUGUGAAAAUACAGAAGAGCAGCCGCAAAAUGAAAGCGAUGCCGACAAGAAAUUAGAAACGACAAACAAUAAGAAAAAAAAGAAGUGGUCUUUUCGAUCAUUAUCAUUUUCUAAGAAGGACAAAUCCAAGCCUGCCAUGGUAAAAGAAGAAACGAAGCCAGACGAACUUGCUCCAAGCAAGUCAUCACAAGAGGAAACUGAAACAGUCGAACAGAAAGAGGAUUGUGAGGAAUCCCAGGACAAUUUGCAUCCUGCCGAAGAAAGUAGUACAGAAGCAAAAAAGUCCGAGGAUAAACUUGAAAAUCCUGAAGAACUUCAGGCAGAACCAACCAAGCCAAUGAAAGAGGAUGAAAACUUGGAUUCAGAUCCUGCAAUCCAAUCCGAUAGAAAAGAAGAACCCGACGAUGUAACAAAUAAUGAAAGAAAAGAUGAAUCGGGUGUUGAAAGCGUUCAACCAAAUAAUGAAAGAAAAGAAGAUUCUGGCGUUGAAAGCUUUCAAGCAAGUACUGAACAAAAAAUAAUACUAGAAGAAAAAUCAAUUGAAGAAGAGUCAUCCGAGACCAAAAUUGAAAAAACAAGUGUAAUAAAAACAAAUAAUAUCUCUAUCACCGAGAUAUCAGUAUUGAAAACAGAAUGUACCCAAGAAAUAAACAUGAAAAUUGAAGGGUCAUUAGCGCUCAACGAAAGUUUAGAUCUAAACAAUGAAACGGAGGAGAUAAAUGGAGCUGGGGAAAGUCUAGCCGACGAAUUGUUUGAUGAUAACAAUGAGGGAGUAAAAGAAAAUGGUCUGCCCGAUGCCAAGGACCUCAAAACAAUCCAGGUAUUAGGAGAGAGCGAAGUGCAACAAAAUGGAGAAAAUAUUACAACAAAAGCAGAUUAGAUAGAUAAAAGUCAACGUUCGGAAAUCAAUUAAUAAAUUCUUGUGUAUGCAUGCAUCAAGUGUACCAUUUAUAUCAUUAUUAUAUCAUGGUAUAUUUAUAUAUAUAAAUAUAAAUAUAUCGUUUAAUAUUUUAAAAAUCUCUUUCAGAGACAUGAUCUGUGAUGCCUCAAAGAAAUAAGAAAUUAUUAAGCAAAUAAAAAAUAGCCACAUAAUUAGUCGAGUCCAUAUCAAAGACUGUUUUAGGGCUCAGGUUUUUCACGUUUUCUAUUCAGCCAACAAGCUAAUACAAUUUAGAUGAACAAUUUUAGACAUUUUUGAAACAGUUUCUCCACCUUGUGCCUUCGGGAAUGACACUACUCUUGGCAUUAUUUUCUCUUUUUUUUAUAUUUAUUUAAAUUUUUUUUUUAAAUCAAAUUUCAAAAUCAAUUUAAUGUGGACCAACAUUCUUUCACAUCUUUACUGAAGGCAUCACAUCGUUUCAAAAUGUAAACUGUUUUAUACGUUUGUACAAGAAAAAUUUAAAAAUGUAUAAAAUCUAAACUCAAACAAAAACUCACCGACAACACUUUUUUUAAUUAAUUAAGAAUUGUAUAUUUAAAAUGUUACGAAACGGGACUUGGUGAUAUUUUGUUUGAUGAUAAUAUUGAUAACUUAAAAUUUUGUAUAAUAGUUUUGGGCAUAUAUCAUUGCUUCUUUCCUUUUUCUUUCUUU
Cimex lectularius (bed bug) is the source of this 2237-nucleotide messenger RNA. RefSeq names its product HIV Tat-specific factor 1 (gene Akap200). The coding region runs from base 492 to 1526 and encodes 344 amino acids. NCBI's taxonomy places the organism in Eukaryota, Metazoa, Arthropoda, Insecta, Hemiptera, Cimicidae. The transcript has 7 exons. The record is from RefSeq and is a predicted model, not a curated record.